CCCAAAAUAUUAAAAAAAGCCUUUAACUGUUUAACAACUAUACUUUUAAGCCCAAAUGUGCCGCACCUUACCAUCUAGGGAUUUGCUUCCCGUAUUUACCUAACCUCAUAUAUCCCACUUAACUCAUCUAUUCCCCCAAUUUCCUAUCCUUCCUCGACGACAUAGCCAAAUCCAGGCGAGACUAUCAUCGAUUCACCACCAUCGUCACCCCCAUUACAGCCGUCGCGACCACAACUCAGAUCGAAUCUCGAUAGCUGAGCUUCCUCCUUCAGCUCAUGUGAAGUCGACUCCGACCACGACCAUCAGCUUCUCUAAACUCCGACACCACCUAACGGUUCUUGUCGAAGCCACAUCUUCAAUCAAAAGAAUGAUAAUCGGAAGGAACAUAAAUUGGACAGAGACCAAAGAAAGUAUGGGUUGCACAUUAUAUGUGGAGAUGCAAAGAAAGUCUAUCACUGGAAAAUGAUAUGGAUACAUCAAAUCCUGUAGUUUUUGUCAAUGCAGAGUUGUUGCGACUGUAUGUUGGAAGGCGGGUUCGGGCACUGAUUCAGGUGGUGCGAACUGAGGGUGGAACUGUUAUUGGAAAUUCUACUGAUGGAAAGGAGCUAGUUGUUAAGGGCACCCCGCCGGUUCCUCUUACAAAAUUUGUUGAGGUCAUAGGCAUUGCUGACAGUGAUAAGUCCAUCCAUGCUGAGAUAUGGAACAACUUUGGAGAGACAAUUGACACAUCUUCUUACAAUCAGCUCUGUCAGCUUGCAAAUGGAGAAUAUAAACAGUUGUUCAUCUGAGUUACAACAAGAUUGCGUUGUAAGCGGGAAAGGGCUUCCUUUUAAUGUAGUUGAUCACGUAGUUUUAGUACUAUCUUUGGCAGUUUUUUGAAUUUUAUGGCAGUGAAGUGAUUAAGAUCUUGGCUAUUCGACAUUUGCAGAAGUCUCAAAUAUUCAAACCUUAUUGAAUGUACCUGCAAUCUAUUUUGCUAAACCUUCAAAGUUCAUGCGACUCAUUAUCCGCGA
Messenger RNA from Pyrus x bretschneideri (Chinese white pear), 1013 nucleotides. Its product is annotated as replication protein A 14 kDa subunit B. NCBI's taxonomy places the organism in Eukaryota, Viridiplantae, Streptophyta, Magnoliopsida, Rosales, Rosaceae. The transcript has 4 exons. Gene Ontology annotation, biological process: DNA replication; DNA recombination; DNA repair. Gene Ontology annotation, molecular function: DNA binding. The coding region runs from base 429 to 788 and encodes 119 amino acids. The record is from RefSeq and is a predicted model, not a curated record. Gene Ontology annotation, cellular component: nucleus.